Aptenodytes forsteri (emperor penguin) is the source of this 5908-nucleotide messenger RNA. It is a transcript of the gene CHD5, whose product is annotated as chromodomain helicase DNA binding protein 5. Bases 125 to 5044 code for a protein of 1639 amino acids. Gene Ontology annotation, cellular component: chromatin; NuRD complex; nucleus. The transcript is spliced from 38 exons. Gene Ontology annotation, molecular function: DNA binding; chromatin binding; histone binding. The record is from RefSeq and is a predicted model, not a curated record. Lineage: Eukaryota; Metazoa; Chordata; Aves; Sphenisciformes; Spheniscidae. Gene Ontology annotation, biological process: negative regulation of transcription by RNA polymerase II; chromatin remodeling.
CCAGCAUCAACAGCUCCUCAGUGCGCUCCGAGUGCUCGGCUGGCCUGGGGAAGAGAGGGAAGAGGAGGAGAAAGAAAAAGAGGAGUUCUGGCAUUCUCCAUUGAGAGCCUGAAGGAACCAAAGGAUGAUACAGUGUGGAGAGAGAAAGAGAGACAGAGUCGAAGAAGGGGACGGGUACGAGACAGACCACCAGGACUACUGUGAGGUGUGCCAGCAGGGAGGGGAGAUCAUCCUGUGCGACACCUGUCCUCGCGCCUACCACCUUGUCUGCCUGGACCCCGAGCUGGAGAAGGCCCCCGAGGGCAAGUGGAGCUGCCCCCACUGCGAGAAGGAGGGCAUCCAGUGGGAGCCGAAGGAGGAGGAGGAGGAAGAAGAGGAAGGUGGUGAGGAGGAGGAGGAUGACCACAUGGAGUUCUGCCGGGUCUGUAAGGAUGGAGGGGAGCUGCUGUGCUGUGACACCUGCCCGUCCUCCUACCACCUCCACUGCCUGAACCCGCCGCUGCCGGAAAUACCAAAUGGUGAAUGGCUCUGCCCUCGCUGUACAUGCCCUCCCUUGAAGGGCAAAGUCCAACGCAUCCUGCACUGGGCCUGGAAGGAGCCACCGGCCGCCCAGCUCCUGCCCGUGCUGCCCGCCCCAGACGCAGAGCUGGCUCUCCCCCCGCCGAAGGUGCUGGAGGGGAUCCCGGAGCGCGAGUUCUUCGUGAAGUGGGCAGGCCUCUCCUACUGGCACUGCUCCUGGGUCAAGGAGCUGCAGCUGGAGCUCUACCACACCGUGAUGUACCGCAACUACCAACGGAAGAACGACAUGGAUGAGCCGCCGGCCUUCGACUACGGCUCUGGGGACGAGGACAGCCAGAGGGAGAAGCGGAAGAACAAAGACCCACAGUACGCCAAGAUGGAGGAGCGGUUCUACCGCUACGGCAUCAAGCCUGAGUGGAUGAUGAUCCACCGCAUCCUGAACCACAGCUUUGAUAAAAAGGGAGACGUCCAUUACUUGAUCAAGUGGAAAGACCUGCCGUACGACCAGUGCACUUGGGAGAUCGAUGAGAUAGACAUCCCAUACUACGAGAACCUCAAACACCUCUACUGGAACCACAGGGAGCUGAUGCUGGGGGAGGACACGCGCCCUCUGAAGAAGCUGAACAAGAAAGGGAAAAAGCUGAAAGAGGAGAAGCUGGAAAAGCCUCCAGAAACGCCUCUCGUGGAUCCUACAGUGAAGUUUGACAAGCAGCCGUGGUACAUCGAUGCCACGGGAGGCACGCUCCAUCCUUACCAGCUGGAAGGGCUAAACUGGCUGAGAUUUUCCUGGGCCCAAGGGACGGAUACAAUCCUGGCCGACGAGAUGGGGCUGGGGAAGACUGUGCAGACUAUUGUGUUCUUGUAUUCCCUGUACAAGGAGGGCCACUCGAAAGGGCCGUAUCUGGUCAGCGCCCCUCUCUCCACCAUCAUCAACUGGGAGCGCGAGUUUGAGAUGUGGGCACCCGACUUCUACGUCGUGACCUACACGGGGGACAAAGAAAGCCGGUCGGUCAUCCGGGAAAAUGAGUUUUCUUUUGAAGACAACGCCAUCCGGAGUGGAAAGAAGGUCUUCCGGAUGAAGAAGGAAGCCCAGAUCAAGUUCCAUGUCCUGCUCACCUCCUAUGAGCUGAUCACUAUUGACCAGGCGGUGCUGGGCUCCAUAGAGUGGGCCUGUCUGGUGGUGGAUGAAGCGCACAGGCUGAAGAACAACCAGUCCAAAUUCUUUAGAGUAUUAAAUAGCUACAAGAUCGAUUACAAGCUGCUGCUCACUGGGACUCCGCUCCAGAACAACUUGGAAGAGCUCUUCCACCUGCUCAAUUUCCUGACUCCCGAGAGGUUUAAUAACCUGGAGGGGUUCCUGGAGGAGUUUGCAGACAUCUCCAAGGAGGACCAGAUCAAAAAGCUCCAUGAUCUGCUGGGUCCCCACAUGCUGCGGCGGCUCAAGGCAGAUGUGUUCAAGAACAUGCCGGCCAAGACAGAGCUGAUCGUGAGAGUGGAACUGAGCCAGAUGCAGAAGAAGUACUACAAGUUCAUACUGACGAGGAAUUUCGAAGCCCUGAAUUCGAAAGGUGGUGGGAACCAGGUCUCGCUGCUCAACAUCAUGAUGGACCUGAAGAAGUGCUGUAAUCACCCGUACCUCUUUCCUGUGGCGGCGGUGGAGGCCCCGGUUCUGCCCAAUGGAUCCUAUGAUGGGAAUUCUCUGGUCAAAUCUUCUGGGAAACUGAUGCUGCUCCAAAAGAUGCUGAAGAAGUUACGGGAUGGGGGUCACAGAGUUCUGAUCUUCUCCCAGAUGACGAAGAUGCUGGACUUGCUGGAGGAUUUCCUGGAGUACGAAGGCUACAAGUAUGAGCGGAUAGACGGGGGCAUCACCGGCGGCCUGCGCCAGGAGGCCAUAGACAGGUUUAACGCUCCUGGUGCUCAGCAGUUCUGCUUUCUCCUCUCCACCCGCGCCGGCGGUCUGGGCAUAAACCUUGCUACGGCCGACACAGUCAUUAUUUAUGAUUCUGACUGGAAUCCCCACAAUGACAUCCAGGCAUUCAGCAGAGCUCACCGCAUCGGGCAGAACAAGAAGGUGAUGAUCUACCGCUUUGUGACCAGAGCCUCUGUUGAAGAGCGCAUCACCCAGGUGGCCAAAAGGAAGAUGAUGCUCACCCACCUGGUGGUCCGCCCGGGGCUCGGCUCCAAGUCGGGCUCCAUGACCAAGCAAGAGCUGGAUGACAUCCUCAAGUUUGGGACAGAAGAGCUCUUCAAGGAUGAUGUGGAAGGCAUGGUGUCUCAGGGACAGCGGAUCACCAUGCCAGAUGCUGUCACCCCUUUCUCUGACACGCUGUCAACCAAAGGGGGUGCAGUGACUCCCGGCAUGAAAAAAAAGCACGGUGGCACCCCACCAGGUGACAAUAAGGACGUGGAUGACAGCAGUGUGAUCCACUACGAUGAUGCUGCCAUCUCGAAGCUUCUGGACCGAAACCAGGAUGCGACUGAUGACACGGAGCUGCAGAACAUGAACGAGUAUCUCAGCUCCUUUAAAGUGGCCCAGUAUGUUGUGAGAGAAGAGGACGGUGUGGAGGAGGUGGAACGUGAGAUCAUCAAGCAAGAGGAGAAUGUGGACCCCGACUACUGGGAGAAGCUGCUGCGGCACCACUAUGAGCAGCAGCAGGAAGAUCUGGCCCGGAACCUGGGGAAAGGGAAGAGAAUCCGCAAGCAGGUCAACUACAACGAUGCCUCGCAGGAGGACCAAGAGUGGCAGGACGAGCUCUCUGACAACCAGUCGGAGUACUCCAUUGGCUCCGAGGAUGAGGAUGAAGACUUUGAAGAGAGGCCAGAAGGUCAGAGUGGCAGAAGACAAUCCCGGAGACAGCUGAAGAGCGACCGGGACAAGCCUCUCCCUCCUUUGCUGGCAAGAGUUGGGGGGAAUAUCGAGGUUCUCGGCUUCAAUGCCCGCCAGCGCAAGGCUUUCCUGAACGCUAUCAUGCGUUGGGGCAUGCCGCCCCAGGAUGCCUUCAACUCUCACUGGCUGGUCCGGGAUCUGCGAGGAAAGAGUGAGAAGGAGUUCAGGGCGUACGUCUCUCUCUUCAUGAGACAUUUGUGUGAACCUGGGGCAGAUGGUGCCGAAACCUUUGCGGACGGCGUUCCCCGGGAAGGGCUGUCACGGCAGCACGUGCUGACUCGCAUAGGAGUCAUGUCACUAGUAAGGAAGAAGGUCCAGGAGUUUGAGCAUGUCAAUGGGAAGUACAGCACCCCAGAUCUGAUUCUCGAGGGCCCGGAGAGCAAAAAGUCCAGCGAGAUUGUGUCUUCAGAUCCCAACACCCCUGUCCCGGCCAGCCCAGCACACAUGCACAUGGGACCUGUGGCCCUUGCGGACAAAACAGAAACGCAACUUGGGUUCCAGGAGGAAAAGGACCAAGUAGAGCAGAAGUUCAGGAAGGUGUCCGACAGCCAGGUGCCUGCGAGUGCCGAGAAGGUGGAAAGCGAAGAGCACCCAGAAAUCUGCGACAGCAAAGAGAAACUGAGGGAAGAGAAGCAAGAGGAGAGUGAAAAGGCUGAGCCUUCUCCUGAGCCUCUGGUGAAAGAUGAGGGGAUUCAAGAGAAAGAGAAGCCUUUGGAGAAGCCGGAGUUGAACAGCAGCCCAGGGAAAGGGGAGGACAAAGAAGUCAAACCAGAGGAUGCCAAGGCAGAGGAGAAGGAGCAAAGCGAGGCUCAGCAAAAUGGUGACAAAGAGGAAGAGGAGGAUGGAAAGAAGGAUGACAGAAACGUGAACUUCAGAUUCAUGUUCAACAUUGCUGACGGUGGCUUUACAGAGCUGCACACGCUGUGGCAGAAUGAGGAAAGGGCUGCCAUCUCCUCUGGCAAGAUCUACGACAUCUGGCACCGCCGACACGACUACUGGCUGUUGGCAGGAAUUGUCACUCACGGCUAUGCCCGAUGGCAGGACAUCCAGAAUGACCCACGUUACGUGAUCCUGAAUGAGCCAUUCAAGUCGGAGAUACACAAGGGGAACUACCUCGAGAUGAAGAACAAGUUCCUUGCCCGGCGGUUCAAGUUGCUGGAGCAGGCCCUGGUGAUCGAGGAGCAGCUGCGGAGGGCUGCGUACCUCAACAUGACCCAAGACCCCAGUCACCCGGCCAUGGCAUUGAACGCCCGUCUGGCUGAAGUGGAGUGCCUUGCCGAGAGCCACCAGCAUCUCUCCAAAGAGUCCCUGGCUGGGAACAAGCCCGCGAACGCCGUCCUGCACAAGGUGCUGAACCAGCUCGAGGAGCUGCUGAGCGACAUGAAGGCUGAUGUGACGCGCCUGCCCUCCAUGCUGUCCCGCAUCCCACCCGUGGCCGCCCGGCUGCAGAUGUCCGAGCGGAGCAUCCUCAGCCGGCUGCAGGUCAGCGGCUCUUCUCCCUCCUUACCUCCCCAGGGCUCCUUCGGCUCCUCCCAGAUCUACAACAACAACUUCGGGCCAAAUUUCCGAGGUCCUGGGCCAGGCGGCAUUGUCAACUACAGUCAGAUGCCUCUGGGACCAUAUGUGACCGAUAUUUAGCUGUUUCCACGAUUUUCCUCCGCAGCUCCCGUUUCCAGCUGAGCAGCCCCCGGGGGCCGCUCCCCGGCCCCCCAGCCAAAAGCCGCCCUGUCGCUGGAGGAAGGGCAGGGGAAGCGCGGCAGCGUUGCCUGCGUGGAAGACAAGCUGCUGCUGGCGCUGCCGGGCUCUCCUGCUCCUGCUUCAAGUGUGCUUCAACCAACGCGACCCCCUGCCGUCGCUGGAGCGGCUGGGACGGGGGUUUAAUUUCCGUGUACAUUUUUUGCACUUUCUUAUUGAAGACUUGAAGAGUUUGUCUGGGCAAGGAGGACUGAGCUGAGAAGGGAGGUAGAGUCACGGUGUUUAUGUCUGGUUUUAUUGGCAUGUGUGGGGUGUGAGGGGAGGCCGGUGGGUGCCCUGCUUCCUGGCCGGCUGCUCCAAGGCGCCCGUCCGGGGCUGAGCCGGCUCCUGCUCCUGAGCUUCCUUGUAAGGUCCAUUUUUACGUCCUCGUGGUGUUUGAGCAAGUGCAUGCGUGCUGCCAGCCCCGCUGCCAGAGCCUGCCCGCUGCCGGAGCCUGCCUGCCCAGCCCCGGCGGGAGCAUCGGCGUGCGCCAGCACUGCUGUGGGGAGUCCCGGCACCGUCCUGGCAGUGGGGCCACGGCAAGGCCGGGGCUCCCGGCGUGCCAGGCUUGGGGCACGCAGGUGGAGGUGAUGGGGGCAGGAGGGAGGGGACGGCCGGAGCCGGGACAGGGACACCUGCGAGCGUGGUGAACACCGACUGCGCCGCAGUGCCGGAGGCUGACGGCAGCUGUGAGCAAUGCCCCUGCGUUCACUUCGUACUCUCUGUGUCCCGGUUUCUGUUCUCUGUGUCUUAAUAAAUCCUUUUGGA